Tripterygium wilfordii is the source of this 1960-nucleotide messenger RNA. RefSeq names its product DNA repair protein recA homolog 1, chloroplastic. Bases 138 to 1427 code for a protein of 429 amino acids. Gene Ontology annotation, biological process: DNA repair. The transcript is spliced from 13 exons. Gene Ontology annotation, molecular function: single-stranded DNA binding; ATP hydrolysis activity; ATP binding. The record is from RefSeq and is a predicted model, not a curated record. Lineage: Eukaryota; Viridiplantae; Streptophyta; Magnoliopsida; Celastrales; Celastraceae.
GCAAUCGAGUACCCCAGUGCCUUCGGCCCUAAUUUACACCAGUACAGUGCUCUGCUGCUUCUGAAUGCAUUGGGUCUUCUUCUUCUUCUGUAUAUUUUCCUUCCAUCUCUGUAUGGAAUUUUGAUACUUAUUGGAGCAUGGAGGAGCUUAUACUGAGACCUAACCACUGUCAUCUCCCUUGCAAUUCUGUUACUCGCUCAUUACUCUCAUACCCUUCUACUCUGCCCUUCCAUUCUACUUCUCUUGAACGGCGACCUUCCUCACAGCUUUCCGCGCUUAAACCCACCAAACCCAAAAGAAUUCGCUGCGAAUUUGAUGGCAAAGUCAACGGCUUUCUCCAUGCGGACUCCAACGCUCGUUUUCUCGACCGGCAAAAGGCAUUGGAAGCAGCAAUGAAUGACAUAAAUAAUUCAUUUGGAAAGGGAAGUGUCACAAGAUUGGGCAGUGCUGGCGGAGCAUUAGUUGAAACUUUUCCAAGUGGCUGUUUGACACUAGAUUUUGCUUUGGGCGGCGGCCUUCCCAAAGGGAGAAUAGUAGAGAUAUUUGGACCAGAAAGUAGUGGAAAGACUACCCUUGCACUCCAUGCAAUUGCGGAAGUACAGAAGCUUGGAGGCAAUGCAAUGCUCGUUGAUGCAGAGCAUGCUUUUGAUCCAGCAUAUUCAAAAGCAUUGGGUGUGGAUGUAGAAAACUUGAUCGUUUGUCAGCCAGAUAAUGGCGAGAUGGCACUUGAAAUUGCAGAUCGUAUGUGCAGAUCUGGUGCUGUAGAUCUCAUUUGUGUUGAUUCUGUGUCAGCUCUCACUCCACGAGCAGAGAUUGAGGGAGAGAUUGGAAUGCAGCAAAUGGGCUUGCAAGCCCGUCUCAUGAGCCAAGCUUUGCGUAAAAUGUCAGGAAAUGCUUCCAAAGCUGGUUGUACUCUCAUCUUUCUUAAUCAAAUAAGAUAUAAGAUCGGUGUAUAUUAUGGAAAUCCUGAAGUCACUAGUGGAGGAAUUGCACUUAAGUUUUUUGCCUCAGUGCGCCUUGAAAUACGUUCUACUGGGAAGAUAAAGUCCGUUAAAGGAGAUGAAGAUAUAGGACUCCGCGUCAGAGUCAGAGUACAGAAGAGUAAGGUGUCGAGACCUUACAAGCAAGCUGAGUUUGAAAUAAUAUUUGGAGAGGGAGUGGGUAAACUGGGCUGCAUUUUGGAUUGUGCUGAAAUGAUGGAUGUGGUUCUAAAGAAGGGUUCUUGGUAUAGCUACAGAGACCAUAGGUUGGGACAAGGAAGAGACAAAGCAUUGCAGUUUUUGAGAGACAACCCACUUCUUCAUGAAGAAAUAGAGAAGAAAGUUCGUUCCAUGAUGACAGAUGGAACUGUACACGUAGACUCUACGUACCCGAGGAAUUCAACCUCACCUGAUCAAGAUGAACACAUUUAUGAGGAAACUGAAUGACACAAAUGCUGAGAGUCACAAAUAUAUAGGGUAAUGGUCAUAUAUAUUUCCUCGCAGACAUCAAAUUGAGUGCCAGGGACAUUUAAUAUUUAAGAUGCAUUCGGAAGGAGAGGAAUGGAGUGAGGAGAAGGGAAAACAAUGGGGGGUAGGCGAGGUGAUGGAAAGUAAAGCCAGGGCACCGAAGUUUGCUUCCAUUUUUUUUUGGUGGUUUGAGCGGAAGAUGUUAGUAUAAAAUAACAAACAUAGCCUAAUCCAUAACCUUUACCCUUCUUCUUUUGGUACCAAAAUUUAUAUUGCUAAUUUUGUGAGAAUUGUUUGGCUUCAGCAUACCAUGAAUGCCUGGAAAAAAAAAUGGAGUAUUUAUUCAGAAACGUUUCAUUUUCUGCUCAAUAUAAGUAGCACUGUUUCUAAGUAUUGUUACCGUUGUCAUGUACAGUUGAUAGGCUUUGAAAAUCUGUGCCCUGAUUAAGAAACAAUUCUAUUUGGUUCUUGUCUGAAUUACAUGUGUAUUGAACUGUUCUGGACAGUUGCAA